Messenger RNA from Marchantia polymorpha subsp. ruderalis, 1791 nucleotides. The record is from the annotation of a GenBank genome assembly. Lineage: Eukaryota; Viridiplantae; Streptophyta; Marchantiopsida; Marchantiales; Marchantiaceae.
AUGCAGUUCGAGGAUGUGAGAUACAGUGUUCAGAAUUACGUCAAAACUUCAGGACGUCUUCCACGGAUAAAUUCUACUGUCUCUGAAGAAAAAGUGAUUCUGCAUGGAUUGAGUGGGAUGAUGCUUCCUGGCAAGAUAACAGCACUGUUGGGACCAUCUGGGAGUGGUAAAACGACACUGCUACGUCUGUUAGGAGGACGAGACCUUAAUUACAAGGGGAGCAUCACAUACAAUGGGUUACCUCUCAACAGUCUUGUGAAAAGAAGAAUGGGUUUCGUGACUCAAGAAGACAUACUGUACCCUUACUUGACAGUCCAUGAAACACUCUUGUUUGCUGCUUUAAUGAAGCUGCCAAAAUCAAUGUCAAGAGAGGCGAAGAUGCAAAGAGUACAAGAAGUAAUCACGGAGCUUGAUUUGGAGAGGUGCAAGGGAACCAUAGUAGGAGGACCGCUGAAGAAAAGUAUAUCUGGAGGCGAGAAGAAAAGAGUUUGCAUUGGCGAAGAGAUGUUGACAAAGCCUUCUAUUCUGCUACUUGACGAGCCUACUUCUGGCUUAGAUUCUACAACAGCACUUCGAGUCAUAAGGAUGUUGAAAAGAUUUGCAAAGGAAGGGCAUACAGUGGUCACAUCGAUUCAUCAACCUUCAAGCAUUCAAUUUUACCACUUCGAUCAGAUUUUGCUCUUUUCAACUGGUCAGCUCAUCUACUCUGGAGAAGCCAAGGAAGCAGUCAGCUACUUUGCAUCUCUGGGUCUCAGUCCAAAUCUUGUCAUGAAUCCAGCUGAGUUUCUACUUGAUCUAGCCCAUGGAUCAACAUUGGACGUUCAGAUGCAAAGUCAAAAUUUGAGAAAAACGACUAACAUUCAAGGUCAUAUGGAUGGUGAUGAGGAUCUGCAGAAUUCAAAUGAAAUGCUUCAGUUUCUGAAAGGAAGCUAUGAAGCUCUUAUCAUCAUCAAGGAGAAAUGCAAACUCUUAGAAAUGAGCGAUUCUGGGAGCGAAAUAUUGAAUGGCGAGGAGACAACCGACAAACAACAGACGUGGUGGAGCCAAUUCGUCAUUCUCUUAUGGCGCAUUUUCAAAGAGAGAAAGCUUGAGUUUCUGAGCUUUAUACGCUUGUUGCAAACUCUGGCGGUGGCUUUCGUUGUUAGUGUCUUGUGGUGGGAUUCAAAUACAGACUCUCAGCGGGAUCGUGAAGAUCAGCAAGGACUGAUCUUUGUGAUCACUUUGUUCUGGGCAUCUAUUCCUCUCUCCACAGCAGUAUUGACAUUUUGUCAAGAAAGGACAAUGCUCAUCAAGGAGAAGAAUAGCAAUAUGUACCGACUAAGUGCUUACUUUAUGAGUCGAUCUAUUGGAGACUUGCCUCUUGAUUGCUUUUUGGCAACGGUGUUUCUAAUUGUGGUCUACUUCAUGACACAUUUGAAGAUGACAGCAGCUUCAUUCCUGCUCACCGUAUUUGGCACAUAUCUGAGUAUCAUGGCAGCUCAAAGCCUCGGAUAUUUGAUUGGAGCUUCAUUCAUUGAUGUUAAGAAAGCAACUGCCACAGGUUCUACUUUGCUUAUCGUCUCCAUUUUGACAGGAGGCUACUACGUGGUGCAAGUUCCUACGUGGAUAAAGUGGAUGAAGUACCUAUCAUUCAACUAUUAUGCAUAUAAUCUUCUGGUGAAGAUCCAAUACGAUCCAUGCCUUCUUACUUGGAACGAAGGUGGUUUUGAAGUAUGUUUGCUUAUAGUAUUUAUCGUUCUAUAUCGCGUUUUGGCAUAUUUUGCCCUAAAAUAUAUAGCAUUGAAGCUUUGA